AUCAAACCCAAAAUAAAGAUAAUGAAAAUAACGGAGGAAACGCAUUCAAUAAAAUACAAAACGAAAUAAUCGAUGAUUUUAAUUCGUUCUUAAAUGAAGAAAAUGACGACAUAUAUUUUGAUAAGCUAAAUGGACAUAAAUAUCUAGAAUUUAAAAAUAAUGUGAGUGAUGGAAAUUCAGCAUUGUGGGAGAAUUUAAUUAAGAAAAGUAAUUUUUAUGAUAUUAAAGAGGAUUUUGAAAAUUAUAAUAAAAUUAUUAAAAAGCAAGAAGAAAAUGAACAAGAUAAAACAAAUGAAGAAAAAACAUUGGGAGAUUUAUUAGGUAUGAAUAAAUAUGCAUCAAUAAAAAAUAAAAAUCUUAAAGAUAUAAAAAGUACUACUGUCAAUACAGAAGAUUUUUGUCAUAUGAUCAAAAAUUUUAAUAUUAAUAAUAUGAAUGGUCAUGUAAAUUUAGAAAAUUAUCCAAUGAAUAUUAAUAAUAAAGAUAAUCUUUUCAUGACCGAUAAUUUUGUUCAGUCAACAAAUACAAAUAAUGCAUUUCAAGAUACAAAUAUUAAAUUGGAACAUAAACAAGAAGAAAAUGGUACUUUGAAUCCUCUUAAUAAAUAUUUUACUAUGCAUGAUAAUAUAUAUUAUAUACAAAAGGCUAUUCUCAAAAAUAAUUCGGUCCUUUAUAAGGAUGACAAUAUUGAGAUAUCUCUAGAUCAGUAUUACUAUGACUUGAAUGGGCUUGUGAAAAUUUUUUUAAAAAACAAAAAGAUAGUUAACUGUUAUGAUGUUGAUAUACAAAUAUCAAACAAAAUGCUUUUCCCCUUAAAGAUGAAAUUUUUAAAUUUUGAAAAAACCUUGUCAAUGAAUUCGACAAACUGUUAUGAAAUAGCUGUAAAGUGUUUACAUAUAUAUAAAGGAUUCCCCCUAAUCAAAUUGUCGUAUAGAAUGCAAGACAUGUUUAAAAAGACCAUCGAGCUAAGACUUCCCAUACCUAUAACAAAGUAUAUGAAGAAAAUGGAAAUUUCGAAAGAUGUUUUUAAUAAAUUCUGGAGUAAUAAUAAUUUUAAUGAAUACAAAAAAGAAAAAAUUAUUAAUAAAAGUGAUAUAGUCGAUAAUGAAUUGAUUGUUAUGGAUUCUUGCUUGGGUGGAGCCCUUGGAUUAUGUUACGUAGAAAAUAUGAUUUACUUAUGUGGUUGUUACUCUAACAGUUCUGCAGAUCACGAAAAUUAUUUUGUGCUUGUCGGUAUUGAGAUGAUAAAGAAAAAAUUGAGAAUCGUAUGUAAAUCAAAUAACCCGACUUUAUCAUCUGCUAUUUUAUUUUUAAUCGUAUUGAUGCACAAGAAACAUGAAACAUAA
Messenger RNA from Plasmodium gaboni, 1346 nucleotides. RefSeq lists its product as hypothetical. The annotation marks the transcript as partial. The record is from RefSeq and is a predicted model, not a curated record. NCBI's taxonomy places the organism in Eukaryota, Apicomplexa, Aconoidasida, Haemosporida, Plasmodiidae. The transcript is spliced from 5 exons.